Messenger RNA from Gavia stellata (red-throated loon), 672 nucleotides. RefSeq lists its product as uncharacterized. Gene Ontology annotation, cellular component: cytoplasm. Bases 1 to 672 code for a protein of 223 amino acids. NCBI's taxonomy places the organism in Eukaryota, Metazoa, Chordata, Aves, Gaviiformes, Gaviidae. The record is from RefSeq and is a predicted model, not a curated record. The transcript has 7 exons.
AUGCUGUCUGGGAGACCCGAGAAGGCAGGGACUCUGCGAGGCCUGCUGCCGGAGGUCACGCAGCGACUGCAGGACGAUGACACUGACAUCAGGACAGGGGCCCUGACUGUCCUCAGCAACAUGCUCUGCCUGGCAGAGAGGCAGACGGCUGUCCCCAUCGCUCUGCAGCUGCCCGAGACGCUCCUGCCACUCUUUGAAAACGAGUCCAGCUACGUGCGAAGGCGCUCCAUCCUCCUCUGCAGAGAUGCGAUGGAGGUUGCAGUCGGCGCCCACAAAGAGCAGAUGAGGAAGGACGUGCAGAGGAGCCUGAUGCCCCUGUUCUUCCACCUGCAUGACCAGGAUGACAGCGUGGCUCAGGCCUCUCGGGAAGCCCUCCUUGGAGCUGCCACGUUCCUGAGGCGGAGGCAGCUCAGGCAGCUGCUGGAGACAGAGCAGACGUGGAAGGUUGGCGAGUGCCUGCUCGUGGAGGACAGCAGCAGAACAGAGGAGUACCUGCACCAGAGCCUGCCAUACCUGCAGAGCCCACAGGAGCCCUUGUGCCAGGCAGCCAUCAGGUUCACUGGCCGAAACGCCUGCUACGCCGAAAGGCGGGCGCCGCGGCGGGGGGAUUUGAACGGCAACGGCAACGGCAACGGCAACGGCCGCGCCGGGAGGCGGCUGCCGCGCCGGUGA